AUGCUUAAAUAUCAAAAGCCAUAAGCUUGCUCUAAACAAUUAAUCACCUAAAUAAUUGAACGAUGUGAUAUUUUUGGUAUGCUACCAUAAUUUAGGAUUUUAAAGAGAUAAAAGUUCUCGACUCCAUUAGGUUAAAUUCUUACAUUAAUAAUGUGCUGUGCUUAUUUAUAUUACAUAAUUUAUGAAAUAUUGAAUUUAGCAAAUAGAUAAAGUCCAAGAGUUGUAUUUUCUGAAUUCCAACCUUCAAAUACGUCAGUAUGAAUUAUUAAUAUAUUAAAGCCGUUGUAUUUAACCAAGAAUAACUUUACUUUUGCAUUAACAAUAACAAAUCCAUAAUUAAGUUCAUUGCAAACUUUAAACAAAUACUUUACAUUAAGUGUUCAAAAUUGUGUAAGAAAUAGAUUUUUAAAUGAGGAUGGUAUUGCAUAAAUUGAUUACAAGUAAAAAAUUAAAUUAUAUCUUAGCUGUUCUACUAUUCCUCUUGAACCUUGUCAAAUGGAUUAACAUUUUUAAGAAUAAUAUUAAAAAGAUUAUUUUCGUAAAUUUAAACUUGAAUAUAUGUAUUGUCCUUAGAUUAAAUAGUGGGACUAAUUGGCUAUAGUAAAUUAAUGAUAAUACAUUUAAAGGAACUCUAAGGAUUUAGUCAAGAAGAUAGAUUUCAAUUUUUAACAGUAACCUUAAAUAUCUGCAAAAAUUCUACUGAUUAUUAAGGUUGUGCACCUUUAGAAGAAAUCAAUAGUAAAAUGUAAGCAGGAUUUUAUGUAUGAAUUAUAAUUAAAACUUUUUAGGUAUUGUACUUAAGUGAUGCAUUGAUUCAAAUGCAUUCUCCUUCUAAACCUUAUCAAGAUGCAAUUUCUGUUUAGUAUACACAAUUUUCAUUAACUAAUUCAAAAUCAAUACAUUCAACAAUCAAAGUUACUGAAACUAAAACAGAUUAUGGUAUUAUUAAGACCAAUUAUGUAAUGGAUACUGCAUUAUCAUAAUCUACUAUUAAAGAAGAUAGUUCAUAAUAUAAUCAAUAGUAUUUGGUUUAAAAUUCUAUUUUUCUAGAAUAAAGAAGAAAUCUAUAUGAAAGAAAUUAUCAAAAACUUUAUACAGUAUUGGGAUAAGUUGGAGGUUUAUGGUAGAUUACUAUUCUUUUCUUAAAUUGUAUAUUCUAUCCUAUAUUGUUCUCUUCAAUGAAUUUAGCUAUGGCCAAUAAGAUUUUUAGAUUCGAAAGCUAGGAAUCCCUUGAUUUUGAUUUAUUGUCAGUUGCCAAAUCAGUUCCAAUAGGAAGUCAACUUAAUAAAAGUGAAGUUAGAGAUAUUCAAGAUGAAAUUCUUAAAUCAGAUAAUAAUUAAGUAAGGAAUCCAUUUGCUGAAUUUUCAAAAACUUAAAGAGAAAUUAAAAAUUUUUUAAGAAAAAAAAAGUCUUCGUUAAAUUUUACUUUAUUUGAUAAUAUUAAAUUCUAAUUUGGUUGUAAGAAAGAUAAAUAAAGAUAAUUAAAAUAUGCUAUGAAUAAAAUAAUUAAUAAGUUAGAUAUUUGUUAAUUGAUUACAAAAUUCAAUGAAUUAGAUAAAUUGAAACAUAUCUUAUUAAACAAAGAUCAAUUAGCUUUAUUUAAUUAUAUUCCAAAACCUAUGAUACCUUAUGAUAUGUUUGAUGAAGGUUUUGAAAAAAAAAUAAAAAAAUUAGAGUAAAAAUAAGAAUAUAAAUUUAUUUUGGAAAAUGAAAAACCAGAUGUACUUAGAUUAGAUGAUGCUUAUGAGGCAUACUCUAGAGUUAUUAUUAAAUAGGAACUAACUUCAAUAGAUGAAGCAAUUCUAUAAUUUAUGGAUGAUGAUAUUAAGAGAUUAUUUUCUAGAAUACACUCUAAUUAAUUCGAAAUGAUCUGUCAAAAUUUUUAAUCGUCAUAAUUACUUAUGAGAAAUAAUACUGAUAGAGUUGAAAUCUAAGAUGAACCACAUAUUCAAUUAGUAUUUGGUAGUAUUACAAGCAAAUAAUAUUGA
Messenger RNA from Paramecium pentaurelia, 1988 nucleotides. Lineage: Eukaryota; Ciliophora; Oligohymenophorea; Peniculida; Parameciidae. The record is from the annotation of a GenBank genome assembly.